Molecule: messenger RNA, 2130 nt
Organism: Vigna unguiculata (cowpea)
Lineage: Eukaryota; Viridiplantae; Streptophyta; Magnoliopsida; Fabales; Fabaceae
Source: RefSeq, a predicted model, not a curated record
AAGCAUAACAAGUGUUCCAAAAGAAGAUCGCUAAGUUUUCACAUUCAAAGAAGAUGGGAACGAGGCAAUGGCCUCGUCUGAUCCUUGCAUUUGCAUUUUGCCUUAUGGCUAUCAGUGUUGGUGCUGAUGAUUAUAAGCCUUACUAUGGCCAACCAUGGAACAACUAUCCACACCCAACACCACCAUAUCAACACCAAACACCUCCUUAUUACUACAAAUCUCCACCUCCACCCUCUCCAUCACCACCACCUUCUCCCUAUGUAGAUAAAUUCCCUCCAUAUUAUUACAAAUCACCUCCACCACCAUCCCCAUCACCACCACCUCCAUAUGUCUACAAAUCUCCUCCACCACCAUCCCCGUCACCACCACCUCCAUACGUUUAUAAAUCUCCACCCCCACCAUCUCCAUCACCACCUCCACCCUAUGUUUAUAAGUCACCACCCCCUCCCUCUCCUUCACCACCUCCGCCGUAUGUUUACAAGUCUCCUCCUCCACCAUCUCCUUCACCUCCCCCUCCUUAUGUUUACAAGUCUCCUCCUCCUCCAUCUCCUUCACCACCACCUCCAUAUGUGUAUAAGUCACCACCGCCACCAUCUCCUUCACCACCACCUCCUUAUGUUUACAAGUCACCACCUCCUCCAUCUCCUUCCCCACCACCUCCAUAUGUGUAUAAGUCGCCACCACCACCAUCUCCUUCACCACCACCUCCUUAUGUUUACAAGUCACCACCUCCUCCAUCUCCUUCCCCACCACCUCCCUAUGUUUACAAGUCUCCACCUCCUCCAUCUCCUUCCCCACCACCUCCCUAUGUGUAUAAGUCCCCACCACCACCAUCUCCUUCACCGCCACCUCCUUAUGUUUACAAGUCACCACCUCCUCCAUCUCCUUCCCCACCACCUCCAUAUGUGUAUAAGUCGCCACCACCACCACCUCCCUAUGUCUACAAGUCCCCACCACCACCAUCUCCUUCACCACCACCUCCCUAUGUCUACAAGUCACCCCCUCCUCCAUCUCCUUCUCCACCACCUCCAUAUGUGUAUAAGUCACCACCACCACCAUCUCCUUCACCUCCGCCUCCCUACAUUUACAAGUCCCCACCUCCUCCAUCUCCUUCCCCACCACCUCCCUAUGUUUACAAGUCUCCACCUCCUCCAUCUCCUUCCCCACCACCUCCCUAUGUGUAUAAGUCCCCACCACCACCAUCUCCUUCACCACCACCUCCUUAUGUUUACAAGUCACCACCUCCUCCAUCUCCUUCCCCACCACCUCCAUAUGUGUAUAAGUCGCCACCACCACCAUCUCCUUCACCACCACCUCCUUAUGUCUACAAGUCCCCACCACCACCAUCUCCUUCACCACCACCUCCCUAUGUCUACAAGUCACCCCCUCCUCCAUCUCCUUCUCCACCACCUCCAUAUGUGUACAAGUCACCACCACCACCAUCUCCUUCACCUCCACCUCCCUACAUUUACAAGUCCCCACCUCCUCCAUCUCCUUCCCCACCACCUCCCUAUGUUUACAAGUCUCCACCUCCACCAUCUCCUUCUCCUCCCCCACCAUAUGUCUACAAAUCCCCCCCUCCCCCAUCACCUUCACCUCCCCCACCUUAUGCCUACAAAUCCCCACCACCGCCAUCUCCCUCUCCUCCACCUCCAUACGUUUACAAGUCACCUCCCCCACCAUCACCUUCACCACCUCCCCCAUAUUACUACAAGUCUCCACCUCCACCUUCUCCCUCUCCUCCUCCGCCAUAUGUUUACAAGUCCCCACCUCCUCCGUAUGUAUAUAACUCCCCUCCUCCACCUUCUCCAUCGCCUCCUCCACCAUACUAUUACAAGUCACCAUCGCCUCCUUCUCCUUCACCACCACCACCAUAUUACUACAAGUCUCCACCCCCGCCUACUGUGUACUAAGCUUGCGGCUAAAUCAAUAUCAAUUUUUUCAUUAUGUUCAACAUUGUUGCCAUUAAUUUGUAAUGCGAAGAAUUUCUUCAUAAUAAGGCAUGCACCAAAGUAAUCCUUCUUUUGGAUAUAUUGUAGCCAUGCUUGUUUAUUGUUGUCAAUUCAGAAAUGUGUAUUAAAUCUCUUUCUCCAGUAUUCAUUUAAUAUCAUACUUUAUUUUUGGUUUUCA